Messenger RNA from Carassius auratus (goldfish), 1719 nucleotides. RefSeq names its product brain-enriched guanylate kinase-associated protein-like. The coding region runs from base 1 to 1674 and encodes 557 amino acids. The record is from RefSeq and is a predicted model, not a curated record. Gene Ontology annotation, cellular component: synapse. NCBI's taxonomy places the organism in Eukaryota, Metazoa, Chordata, Actinopteri, Cypriniformes, Cyprinidae. The transcript has 6 exons.
AUGAAAAAGAUUUAUAUUGGGAGAACGGCACUAAGAGCAUCAAGAAAUGGUUGUAGACAUCAGAAGAGGAGCUGGCUGCAGGAGCAGAAGGAGGAUCUGCGCAGACGUCUCGGCUGCACCACACACAAACUGCAGCAGCUGCGGAGCGAGAGCGAGGACACACGUCAGUAUCUGGAGACGGAGCUGCGUCGAGCUCAACAACAACUGGACAGAUUCACAGAGAAGCUGCGCAGGAUUCAGAGCAGCUAUGCAGCUCUACAGAGAAUAAACCAGGACAUGGAGGAGAAAAUACACCGAAUGACUCAACAUCACGACGAGGAGAAGAGAUCUCUGAGUCGAGAGAUCGUCACACUGAAAAACCACCUGAUGGAGGACAAGAUCACCAUCCAGAAGCUGCGAGAGGAUAACGAUCUGUACAGGAAAGACUGUAAUCUGGCGGCUCAGCUGCUCCAGUGUGGAAAAUCUCCUUACAGAGCACACAAACUGUCCGAGCUUCCCGCUGAUCUUCAGGAGCGAGUGAGCUCCCACAUGGAGCAGCAGAGUCACGGCUGGCAUCACUCCUUCUCAGACGCCGUUCCCACCGCCGUCAUCGGCCGGGUCCUGGAGAAACCUGAGCCUGGGAGAAGCUGUCCGGUCACACGCUCGCCGAGCCCACAAGCCCCAGUAUUCCCAUCCGGCACGGACAACAGAGUUCAGCGGCACACGGUGUACAAGUCGUCUGACCUGUCCUGCAGUGACACGGCCCUGUACUGUCCGUCUGAUGAGCGGCGGAGUGACCGCUGGCCGGAGAGACGGCAGAGCGCUGACCAGAGCAGACGGAUCCCAAGACACACGUCCACCGACGGCAACCUGGACGACGAGAGCUUCCACCUGCAUGGAGAUCCUUUCCAUGGGUUCAUCCUUGGAUCUCUUCCCGCCUCCAGCCGUUAUUCCAGCUGCAGCACAGCCUCGGAUGAGAAGGACCACGCGUCUUCCUCCUCCCAGCAGGCUCUGUUCGCUGACUGGUGUGAUGGAGACUAUGUGUUCAAGAACUUAUCCUCAUACGGAAAGGAAUGUCCAGGUUUUCCCAAGUCAAGCAGCUCGCAGCACGUGGGCUCACAGAACGGCCGAUCCGGAGACAGACGCUUCCACGUCCCUGCGGACACACCGGAGCGCUGGCGGCAGAUGAGCAUGGAGGACAUCAGCAGCUUCUCACCCUUCAGUUUCCCAGAGCGCUACUUCACGGUCGGUCCGGCCAAGACUAAAGCAGAUCCUCUUUACAGCAGCUUCCAGGAGGAAGACAACAUCUUCCAGAGACGCGCGCCGGAUCCACGAUUCCCUGCGUCAGAGGGAUCGAGUCCUGCGCUGUACCCGAAGAUGAGUCUGAAUCCACUGAAGACAGAGAGAGGACUGAUGUUUCACUCAAAGGGUUCGACAAGCAGCUUUUUCAUAACUGGAAACAACAAGAACAAGGAGAACACGACUAAAGACGCUUUACAGAGAGAUUACGCUGAUGAAAGUCCCGGCAGUUCAGCCGAGUCACUAAACCACGGUCUGGACGUCCAGAAAUACAAAGAUCUUAAAAACCCUGGAGCUCAGAGAAUUACGCCACAGCAUCAAAAGUUUGGAAACGCUGGACUCAGUCGCAAAAACAGUCUGACUAAAGCUCAGCUUUAUGGAACGCUGCUUAACUAACGAUCAGUAAAAUAAAGAAUAUGUGAACGCUUGCAAACCUGUUGA